Molecule: messenger RNA, 1447 nt
Organism: Rosa rugosa (rugosa rose)
Lineage: Eukaryota; Viridiplantae; Streptophyta; Magnoliopsida; Rosales; Rosaceae
Product: AP2/ERF and B3 domain-containing transcription repressor RAV2-like
Exons: 1
Coding region: 166-1251 (361 amino acids)
Biological process (GO): regulation of DNA-templated transcription
Molecular function (GO): DNA-binding transcription factor activity; DNA binding
Source: RefSeq, a predicted model, not a curated record
AUCCCAUUCCAUCAUAUAACAGAACACAAAACACAUACACACAUUUUCUCUCUCUCUCUCUCUCUCUCUCUCUCUCUAUUGCCCACAUCAAUAGUCAAAACCACAUUCUCUUAUCCUCCUCCUGCUCUUCUUCUUCUUCAGAUAUUCAAAUUACAACUCAGAAACAUGGAUAUAACAAGCAGCACAACAGAUGAAAGCACAAGCAGUGAGCUCUCAAUGUCAAUUUCACCGCCUCCGAGACCAAACAACAAGCUCUCUUCUUCGCCGCCGCAGAGCCUCUGCCGCGUCGGCAGCGGCGCCAGCAGCGUCAUUCUCGACUCCGAGAACGGAAUCGAAGCCGAGUCCCGCAAGCUCCCGUCCUCCAAGUACAAAGGCGUGGUCCCCCAGCCCAACGGCCGCUGGGGCGCUCAGAUUUACGAGAAGCACCAGCGCGUCUGGCUGGGCACCUUCAACGAGGAGGACGAGGCCGCCCGGGCCUAUGACGUCGCGGCCCAGCGCUUUCGCGGCCGCGACGCCGUAACUAACUUCAAACCCCUAGCAGAGUCCACCGACAACGACGACGAUGAAAUCGAGGCAGCUUUCCUCAACUCGCACUCCAAGUCCGAAAUCGUCGACAUGCUGAGGAAGCACACUUACAAUGACGAGCUGGAGCAGAGCAAGCGCAACUUGGGAUUCGACGCCAACGGCAAGCGGCGGGCACGGGGCGAGAGCGGCCCAAUGGGCCCGGACCGGGCCCCUAAGGCGCGUGAACAGCUUUUCGAGAAAGCUGUCACGCCCAGCGACGUGGGGAAGCUGAACCGGCUGGUCAUCCCCAAGCAACACGCCGAGAAGCACUUUCCGCUGCAGAGCGGAAGCACGUGCAAGGGCGUGUUGCUAAACUUCGAGGACGUCGGCGGCAAAGUGUGGCGGUUCCGGUACUCCUACUGGAACAGCAGCCAGAGCUACGUGUUGACCAAAGGCUGGAGCCGCUUCGUGAAGGAGAAGAAUCUCAAGGCCGGCGACAUUGUGAGUUUCCAGAGGUCGACCGGGCCGGACAAGCAGCUUUAUAUAGAUUGGAAGACAAGGAGCACCGGACCGAACCCGGUUCAGAUGGUCCGGCUAUUCGGGGUCAACAUUUUCAAAAUACCUGGGAGCGGCUCCCCUGGUGUGGACGCUCCUAUUGGCUGCAAUGCUUUGGGGAAGAGAAUGAGGGAGAUUGAAUUGUUGGAAUUAGAAUUUAGCAAGAAACCAAGGAUAAUUGGAGCUUUGUAACAUUUUUCUUCUGUUUUUUUUUCCUUAGUAGUUUGUGAAGGGGAAGGAGUUGGAGGACGGAGAUGGGGAGACGUGUAGUUGCAAGUUGCAAAAGGUGAAGUUGUAUAUUACAUGACCAAAAAAAAGCUGAAGAAAGCAAAAGCUUUCAUUUGAAGUUUUUAUAAAAUUUUCUCCAAAGGAGGAUUUUAACUGUCAA